Messenger RNA from Sporothrix brasiliensis 5110, 792 nucleotides. RefSeq lists its product as uncharacterized. The record is from RefSeq and is a predicted model, not a curated record. The transcript has a single exon. NCBI's taxonomy places the organism in Eukaryota, Fungi, Ascomycota, Sordariomycetes, Ophiostomatales, Ophiostomataceae. The coding region runs from base 1 to 792 and encodes 263 amino acids.
AUGGCCCCAGCAUUGCGCGCGCCGCGGCCCAUGGCGCCCGAAAUCAAACGGACCUCACUGCCCAGCAUCUCUCACAGCACACCAAAAGACGUGCCACCAAAGCAUCUCGAACAACGACACGAGUCUCUCUCGUCAACUCGCCCCACCAACGCUCCGGCCAGCGCCGUCUUGGCGCGGUCGCCCGCCCAGAGCAGCCUAAUUCCUGCCAUCUAUGGGGCCAAUGUGUCCGGUCCCACUGCGGGUGUCGUUGUCGGUAUCACGCUGGGCGCCGUCGGCGGCUUCUUGCUGCUCAUAGCCCUUCUCUAUAUGAUUGUCAACAUUGGUAACGGCAGCCCGGGCCGUGGCUUUAUGAGCGGCGGCGGUAGCGUCGUCGAGGUUGCAUCAAGCUUUGGCGGCGCCUCCAGCUACGUCUCACGCCGUGACGAGCGCCGUGCCCGCCGCCACCGCCACCACAGCGGUCGUCGGCGGAGGAGCGGGCGGCGGGAGACUGUGGAGAUCCGCAGCAGCCGGGUGCGGCCCGUCAUUGUGGAUCCGCCAGAACGUGUGCAGCGCGUCGUGGUCGAGGAGGAGCGGAUACGGCGGGCCAGCGGCGGGCGGCCCGGCCCGUCCGUCGUGGAGACAGUCGACAGCGACGACGACGAGAUUGUUGUUGAGGAAGAGGUGGACGCCCGGCGGCGGCGGCGGCCCAGGGUCGACAGCGAUGAUGAUGACGACGAUGAAGUCGUGGUGAUUGAGGAGAACUCGUCGGGACCCGGGCGGUCAAGGCGCAAGGGCAGCCGGGCCGGCAGGUAG